Molecule: messenger RNA, 555 nt
Organism: Paramecium tetraurelia
Lineage: Eukaryota; Ciliophora; Oligohymenophorea; Peniculida; Parameciidae
Exons: 1
Source: RefSeq, a predicted model, not a curated record
AUGCUUCAUUAUUCAAUUUGCCCCUUGUUGAAGGUAAAGGAUCCAAUUUAAUUAGAGAAUUAGUUUUACUUAUUGGUUUAUUAUUAUCUAUCUCAUCCAUUAUUUCAUCUCUUUAGAAUACUAACAAACCUAAGGAUUUACUUUCAAAUCACAUAAGAAAGUCUUAUUCAAUUUUGGUUAAUUAUCUCCUAUCUGCAGAGAUCUAGAGAUUAUUCUGGGUCUAGAACAACAUAAAAAUAAACUCACUUUAUCUUUUCACCUCAAUUUAAAAGGCAAUUUCUCUCUUUCAUUGAACAUAAUAUUGGCUCUAAGAAUACCAUCCUAAUUUAUUUCAUUAGAGAAUAUCUUCUACUCUAUUUUAAGCCAUAUUUAGUUAACAAGUUUGGGUAUAUUAACAUCAUAGAUUAUUUUCAAGUUUGUAAUUCCUUCCAUAUUGGAGCAAUUGGUUAUACCUUAUACCUGUAAUUAUAAAUGCUAUGUACUUAUCCAAUAUUAUCUACAAGAAAAGUGUUAAGCAUAAUAAUAAUUAGAAAUUUAUUUUUGAUCUUCAAGUGA